UACAAGAUAAAAUGGAUUAAAAAAGUGCAUUAAAUGGUGUGUAAAAAUGAAAGUGGACAAAUAUAGUGGGACGGAUGGAGUACAUUGAUUCCAUAUAAACAUUUGCUUAAUGAGUACAAUGUCAUGCCCUAAGCUCAGAUAAGGAAAAAAAGGAGCUUGAUUGCACAGAGAUGGGUGCCGAGAAGAAGAAACACAGAAGAAGCUCCGAUCCUUCUUCUCCAGCAGAAGAUGAAGUGAAAAAGAAACGCCGUAGAAGAGAGGAAGACGGAGAAGAUGGAUCCAGAAAGAAGAAAUCUAAUAAAUCUUCCAAACGCCAUUCCGAGAAGUCAGGAGAGGGGCAUAAAAGUAAAAGCCAUAAGCAUAAAGAUUCCAAGAAGAUAAAGUUUGAAGAACUGUCAAAGGAUGACUAUUUCUCAAAGAACAACGAAUUUGCGAGCUGGCUGAAGGAAAAGAAAAAUAUGUUUUUCUCGGAUCUAUCAUCCGAGGUUGCUCAUGGCUUGUUCUCAGACUUUGUCAAGGCAUGGAACAAGGGAAAGCUAGCUAGUGAAUACUACGAGGGCAUAUCAACCGUGCCAAGAUCAUCUCAUAACUGGAACAUCAAGGCCUAAGCCAAAUCGGCAACUCCUUGAGGUGGUGCCGAAUUCCAACUAUUGGCUUCCACCACUUGUAAAUGCUGCUGAAUGAGAACUACCAUGACUUUUUAUGCAGCAGUGUAGCUGGAAUAGGGCUUUUGUAAAACUGAGUCUAACUGACUACUGGAUAAUUUGAGUUUUACUACGUACUUGUUUAUUAUCGAGUUGUGCUAGGGGGCUUUUCCCUUUAUCCAGACUCUAGUGUCCUGCCUCCAUAAUUUGAGUCUUCUUUUGCCAGGAAUUUGUGUGAAAAGAGUUUUCUUAGGGUGAGGGAAAAUGAUUUG
Molecule: messenger RNA, 916 nt
Organism: Cuscuta campestris
Lineage: Eukaryota; Viridiplantae; Streptophyta; Magnoliopsida; Solanales; Convolvulaceae
Source: the annotation of a GenBank genome assembly